CUUUUUUUUUUUUUUUUUUUUUUUUUUGAAAAUUUCAAAUCCUCACAGUAAAAAUGAAAAAUUAUUUCACGAAAUUAUUUCAGAUUCCUUUUAUAUACCGGUCCUAGUGAUAUUUAUCUUUUCCGCUACACCGAUCAUAUUAAAAGAUAUAAUGCCAGCUAAUAAUAAUUAUACCUACGAAUUAAUCUAUCCAGUCGAGUUAUUAAUCAUUGAAAAGGAAAAAAAUCCUUACGUUAUACUAAUCAUAUCUAAUAUGUUCAUAAUAUUCAUUGGGAUUGUCUCUUUGGCGAAUUAUACUUUUUUUAUAGCCUUCAUUCAACACACCUGUGCGAUAUUUCGCGUAGUUGGAAUAAUACGUGGUAUUAAUUAUCAUAAAUUGGCGAUAGACUACACCGGAAGAAUAAAUUCCUUCGCCGAGAUUUGUUACCUCGUUCAAAUUCUAAUGACUCUUCUCAUCCUUGCCGCCGAUAUAAUGAGAUUGAUGCAAGCGAGCAAUAACAUAAAAUCAUUAACAAUGACAGCUAUUUGUACUCUACAUAUAUCAGGUAUGAUAAUUUGGACAUUAUUUAAUUGCAUAAUCGGACAAAGAGUAUUGAAUCAUAGUCACAUCGUUUUUAAAAAAACAUGCACGAUACCAUGGUAUUUAUUUUCACUGAGAUUGCAAAAAUUGGCAACGUUAAUGUUAAUGAGAAGCAUGAGACCAUCUUAUCUGUCGAUCGGCAAAAUGUUCAUUUCCUCUCACACUUUUUUCUCAUCGUUGAUACAGUCGUCCAUAUCUUACGGUAUGUUACUUCGAUCAAUUUCAUAAGAAAUAUAACGAACGUAUCCAACGAAGAACGAAACGGCAACUUUCUUUUUCUCUCGUCAAUGAUGUUACC
Vespa velutina is the source of this 878-nucleotide messenger RNA. RefSeq lists its product as uncharacterized. Gene Ontology annotation, cellular component: plasma membrane. NCBI's taxonomy places the organism in Eukaryota, Metazoa, Arthropoda, Insecta, Hymenoptera, Vespidae. Gene Ontology annotation, biological process: detection of chemical stimulus involved in sensory perception of smell; sensory perception of smell. The record is from RefSeq and is a predicted model, not a curated record. The transcript is spliced from 6 exons. Bases 152 to 808 code for a protein of 218 amino acids. Gene Ontology annotation, molecular function: olfactory receptor activity; odorant binding.